Molecule: messenger RNA, 4427 nt
Organism: Myxocyprinus asiaticus (Chinese sucker)
Lineage: Eukaryota; Metazoa; Chordata; Actinopteri; Cypriniformes; Catostomidae
Product: sorting nexin-27-like
Exons: 14
Coding region: 139-1950 (603 amino acids)
Biological process (GO): signal transduction; intracellular protein transport
Cellular component (GO): early endosome
Molecular function (GO): protein binding; phosphatidylinositol-3-phosphate binding
Source: RefSeq, a predicted model, not a curated record
UGCAGCAGCGUCUCUUGAUGGGGGCGGUUUGGCGUCAGUCUUUCCCGUCUGGAGUCUGACGCACUACGCCAGCCAAUAAGCUCAUGUAGCACUUCAGCACCCGAGCCCGCUGUGGAAGCAGGAUUUCUUCAAAUAAAAAUGGCAGAUGGCUCCGCUGCCCCUUCCACGCUUCACUCAACGGCUCGUAACGGCUCCGGUAUGAGCUCGGGGACGUGCGCCGGUGGGCACGUCGCGACCACGGUCACCUCCGGGUCUCGGCUGGUCCGCAUCGUCAAGUCGGACUCAGGCUACGGCUUCAACGUCCGCGGGCAAGUAAGCGAAGGAGGGCAGUUAAGGAGCAUUAACGGCGAACUUUACGCCCCGCUGCAGCACGUUAGCGCCGUGUUACCGGGCGGCGCAGCAGACCGAGCAGGAAUCUCAAAGGGUGACCGUAUUCUUGAAGUGAAUGGGGUAAAUGUAGAGGGGGCCACUCAUAAGCAGGUGGUAGAUCUCAUCCGAGCAGGCGAAAAAGAGCUGGUCUUGGCUGUCCUGUCAGUUCCACAACCAGAGAUGGACAGCCUUGAUCCUGGGGACGACGGCUCAUCCCAGUCUUGCUAUGACUACAGCGACAAGCAGGCUGUGCCCAUCUCUGUGCCCACAUACAAACACGUGGAGCAGAACGGGGAGAAGUUUGUAGUCUACAAUGUGUACAUGGCAGGCAGGCAGUUGUGCUCCAAGCGUUAUCGGGAGUUUACCAUCUUGCAUCAGAAUCUGAAGAGGGAAUUUGCAAACUUUGCUUUUCCCAAGCUGCCAGGAAAAUGGCCUUUCUCCCUGUCCGAGCAACAGCUAGACGCUCGCAGGCGAGGGCUGGAAGAAUACUUGGAGAAAGUAUGUUCUGUUCGGGUAAUUGGGGAAAGCGACAUCAUGCAGGAGUUUUUGUCAGAGUCAGAUGAGAACUAUAAUGGUGUUUCAGAUGUGGAACUGAGGAUAGCCAUGCCAGACAAAACUACAGUUAUGGUCCGGGUGCGGAAGAAUUGCACAACAGACCAGGUCUACCAGGCUGUAGUAACAAAGAUUGGGAUGGAUGGCAUUACUGCUAGUUAUUUUGCUCUAUUUGAAGUCAUUAACCACUCCUUUGCAGGCGAUCCAGGCCAUUUAAACUGUCAGGAGAUUGCUGCUGCUCGUGCUGCAUCCGCACAAGCGCGUGAGAGCAACUUCAAGGCUGCAUCCGAAACCAGGAAACUGCUGCCUCCGGAGGCUUCAUACGGAGCACGCAAGCUGGCCCCCAAUGAGUUCCCUCAUAAGCUGUAUGUGCAGAACUACACAUCUGCCAUCCCAGGCACCUGCCUCACACUCCGCAAGUGGCUCUUCACCACAGAGGAGGAGAUUCUGCUCCAUGACAACGAGCUGGCCAUCAACUAUUGCUUCCAUCAGGCUCUGGAUGAUGUGAAAAAGGGAUUCAUCAAAGUGGGGGAGAAAUCCUACCAGCUCCAAAAGCUUACUGAGCAGAGGAAAAUGACCAUGUAUUUAAGUAUUCUAAGGACAUGUGAGGGCUACAAUGAGAUCACUUUCCCUCACUGCUCCUGUGACUCGCGAAGAAAAGGUCACGUCAUCACUGCAAUUAGCAUCCACCACUUCAAACUCCAUGCUUGCACUGAAGAUGGCACUCUAGAGAAUCAGGUGAUCGCGUUUGAAUGGUCAGAAAUGCAGAGAUGGGACACGGAUGAAGAGGGAAUGGCUUUCUGUUUUGAGUAUGCACGAGGGGAGAAGAAACCUCGCUGGGUCAAAAUCUUCACUCCAUACUUCAACUACAUGCAUGAGUGCUUCGAGAGAGUCUUCUGUGAGCUCAAAUGGAGAAAAGAGGUUGAAGAGGAGGCCACAGACAAGGACAAUAAGAACUGCAGUAAAGAUGGUAUGUGCAGUAAGAAUAUCUUCCAGCUGUUGAGACACAGAAGGGAUGGAGGCACAUGAACGAAGAGAUUAUCUCCUCUUGAAUCCUCAAGUACACGCAUAUAAACAAACACUUAUAGCUGCAUACAGAAGUCCAAAUAAGAACUAUUUCAAACCAGACACUUACAGCUUAAUCUACAACUGAUACACACAUAAUUAAGUACUCUCCUUCAAACCCAAGGCUGUCAAAAAAGAAAAUUUAAAGCAGGAAAUUACACAACCACAGUACAGUGAAGAAAAACUAAAAGACUUUACGACUUUCGCCAUCACACAAUUUCAUUGGACUGGACAGAGAUAUGUUGGACAUCGUAGAGGUGACUGCCAGAUCGGGACAGGACGGUAGACAGUGAGACAUCUUAGAGAGGAGAAAGACCGUGAUCUCGCUAUUGUCAAAUGAUAUACGCCAUAUGUACCUACAGAUGGACACAUCCUGGUCUUUGACAUGGCACCAGCAUUGCGAUUGGUCCAGGUGACUAAUUCACGUCGUGUGGCUGGUCACAAGACAAGGUCUUCAGACUGGACACUUUGACAGAUGCAAGUGUUUACACACUUAAGUUCUUGAGGUGGUGUUCCUUGGGAAUGUGGCUAAAAGAGAGAGAGAGAGAGAGAGAGAGAGAGAGAGAGAGAGAGAGAGAGAGAGAGAGAGAGAGAGAGAGAGAGAGAGAGAGAGAGAGAGAGAGAGAGAGAGAGAGAGAGAGAGAGAGAGAGAGAGAGAGAGAGAGAGAGAGAAGUGUGUUAAUUUAAAGACAUGGAAACCUCAACGGUCGAACUAAUGCAUCAUCCUGACACAUGCACAUACACCUGUGAGGGCAGAGAUGCUCUCUCAGAAUGUAUUAAUUUCAAAAAAGUUAAUUAAAAAACAACAAAAAAAUGGAGCAAAAACCAUUAAUACAUUUUUCACUUGGACAAUGAGAGUGAGAGAGGGAAAGAAAACAAGCCUUUUUAACCUAGUUAAAAACAGGGCAAGAGAGACUUUCCAUACUUUUCCACACUAAUUUGCCUGUUACCUCACUAUUGCCACUAUGUUGUCAGUAGGUUUGUACAGAUUUUCAGCCCUUAUGUUGAACUGAGGUUUUAUUUUUAUUUUGUUCUUUCAUCUAUCUUUUAUUCUUUAUAGCAGUAUUUGAUUGCAUUAGCCAUCGCCUGGCCCAGAUGGAAUUUUUAGGACUGAUUUGGGGGGGGGGGGCAAGCUGGAAUUCAAUUAAAUGAGUUUAAAUGUGGUGCAGUGUUCUUAUUGGUACAGCAUGAUCAAAUUAGCCAAAAUAUUUAAUAAAAAACAUGCAACAGGCGGAGAAUAAGUGGAUCUUAUGGGUCAACAUAUGCUGAAUAAUGGCCGUUAGAAUUCAUCUUAGCUUUCUGUUGAGGUAUGCGGGCGUAGAUUCCAUGUUGGCCUGGCCUUCACUCUGGAACAUCAUCCCACAUAUAAUCUGUACCAGUGCUCUGUGUGGGUGCUUUCUCCACAUAUAUGACUUGAGUUGUUUUAACAGUGUUAUGAAUGUGAAACAUUGAAUUGGAAAGCCAGAGUAGUGUUAGUUAUGUGUGUGUGAAUAUGUUGUGUGAACGUUAGGCUGGUUAGUUUGAGUUUCGGGCUGCCAUGCCCUCAUUGAGCAGUAGAUGGCUCUGACCGCACGUGAUGCCAUCUGCCUUUGCUGUCAUUUUAACUGUUUGAGUGUGUAUCUGUUCAAUUUUACUUAUUGUAGCGCAGGCGCAUACAAACCUGUCACUCCAGAGCAGUCAUGACAUGUUUUGCACUUUUUAAAUGAUGUACGUGUGAGUCUGUGUCUGUAUGUUAAAGACUGACAGCAUGCCAUUUCUGUCCUGCACAGAUGACGUUUCUGUGUGUCAUCGCAUUCAUUGACUUUACUAGACAAACCAAGCAAGCAAUUGUGAAUAGAAUGACCGGUGGAUUUGUGUUCUGUUGAAUUACCACAGCUGUCUUACAUAAAUUAUAUGCUGGUUAUCAUGGGGUUUCGCUGAAUCCUGCAAAGCCUCGGCCUAAGCAUAUGGUUAAAAUCUCUUCAUUCUUGUCAAAUGUAUGGCUUGUUGUCAUAGGCUUUUAGAUCAGACUUUAUGUCUGUGUGUAUCUUUUCCCCUCUCUCAUUCUUCAGCUCUACUCUUUCAUUCUCUGUUUGUUUGCUCUGGUUGUGUUCUUUCUCUUUGACUGAAACUUUAAUUUAUUUGAAUAUGAUAUUACACAAAUAUCUCUGUGUACAGUAUUUUCAGCGGUGUGAGUUUUUGGGUAAUCUUUUCAAAUAAGGCACAAAAAGAACAUUUACAAAGCGACUCCAAGUAGUGUAAACUGAAAUAAGCAAUGUAGGACACAUACUGCAAAUAAAACAAAAAAUGCAAGACAAAUGUAUAACUGGAGGUUUUGAACUAGAAACUAAAGUUGACAUGGACAAAACUUUAUGUAAAAGCAAAAUGUUUGGUAAUGUUUGGUCAUAGCAUUAUAUUAAAAUGUAACAUAUUCUUUUAAUUAAAUUGAUUUAUUGACUCCA